Notothenia coriiceps (black rockcod) is the source of this 1933-nucleotide messenger RNA. It is a transcript of the gene slc35d2, whose product is annotated as solute carrier family 35 member D2. Bases 121 to 1131 code for a protein of 336 amino acids. The transcript has 12 exons. The record is from RefSeq and is a predicted model, not a curated record. Lineage: Eukaryota; Metazoa; Chordata; Actinopteri; Perciformes; Nototheniidae.
CGCGCCCCUUUGCCUGCAGGCAGGGUCCCUUGGAUUGAACCUCCCACCACUAAACCAGGAAUUACUCCGCCUUAGAAAAACGUAAUAAAACUGUAACAGGUGUCUUUAUAGUUUCUUAAGAUGUCUGCCAUUGGCGGUCUACAAACUGUUGAACACUCCGGAAUGCUCAAGCUGUAUUCUGCCUUGUUUUACGCCGGCUGCUCGUUCCUCAUCACGGUGGUGAAUAAAACCGUGCUGACGAGCUUCAGGUUUCCGUCCUACUUGUUUCUGGGAAUUGGCCAGAUGAUUGUCACUCUUGUUGUCCUUUAUGCUGCCAAAAUUAGAAAGAAAGUCCAGUUUCAAGAUUUUGACAGAAGUAUUCUCUUUAAAAUUUUCCCUCUUCCUUUGCUGUAUGUUGGGAACCAUAUAACAGGACUGGCAAGCACCAAAAAACUCAGUUUACCCAUGUUUACAGUAUUACGGAAGUUCACCAUAUUGAUGACGAUGACCUUGGAAGUAUAUUUACUAAAAAAAUCAUUCCCAAGACGCCUUGUAUUCAGCGUUGUAGCCAUAGUCUUCGGUGCCAUGGUUGCUGCAAGUUCUGACCUAGCCUUCGAAUUGGAGGGCUAUACUUUCAUCCUGCUCAACGAUGCCUUCACUGCAGCCAGUGGUGUGUACACCAAGAAGAAACUUGGCACCGAGGGCCUCGGGAAGCAUGGCGUCUUAUUCUACAAUGCACUUUUCAUCAUCAUCCCCACUCUUUUGGCAAGUGCGUUUACCGGAGAUUUACACAAGGCAGUCACAUUUAAGGACUGGGGCGACGACACGUUUGUUUUUUGUUUCCUCUUGUCUUGCUCCAUGGGGUUUGUGCUGAUGUAUUCCAUAGUCCUGUGCAGCUAUUAUAACUCUGCACUUACUACAACAGUAGUGGGAGCAAUAAAGAACGUUGCAGUUGCCUAUAUUGGCAUAUUUGUGGGUGGAGACUACCUGUUCUCUUGGACCAACUUCCUUGGCCUCAGCAUUUGUAUGUCAGGUGGACUAGUGUACUCGUAUUUCACCUUUAAUCAGAAAACACCUGUAAAUUAUGAAGGAGCACAAGAGCUGAAGAUUCGCAUCACAGAAGAUUCAACCCAGAAGGAAGCUAUAAUCUAAAAGGACAGUAUUUUACCAUUCGCCACCUGGUGGCAUUGCUUUACUCCAUAUUGGAGCAUCAUAUUUCAUUUGUCAUUUUUUUUUUCUCAUUUUAAUUUUCAUACCAAAUCAUGAAAGAAUAAAUUGAGGUCCACAUCCAAUCUGGGUCAGGUUUGGUGAACAUUUAUUUAAAAACCAACAAUUAUAUAACAGUGUGGACAGCCUGUCAGAGAAAUAUUACCUUAAAAUGUGUAAUAAAAUGUCUACCAAGCAAGCAGGAUCACUCUAUACAUGCUAAAAACAUGGAAACUGUUGGAGCAUGUUAGGGGAGGAAAAAAACGUUAACUAAAAAUCGACUUCAAAGCUCUUCGUAAAUUGUUCACACUCAACAUUCUAACAAAAAAAGGUGUAUAUAUUAAAUGCCAUAAUCUUCUCAAACCACAAAAUAGACUAAGGGUUAGAAAUGCUUCAAAAUAAACUAUAAUGGGGUACAAAUAAAUCAUUUGGUGUUUUGAUUAUCAACAAUUCACUUGCCUUCCAGUUUUACCGAAACUCCACAAAGGUCAUUUGUAAACCAAACAGAAUCAAACAUCACAGCUAGAGUGACAGCUUGCUGACAGGGCAGUUAUGAGAGGUUCAUACAGUGUUGAAGGAUGUAGUGUUGCUCAAAAAAGAAAGAAAAUUAUAACACCAAGCACUAUAAAAAUCAGUUUAUCAAAAACAAGUGCCAUCUUUUUGGACUCGUACGACAAGUCUAAUUUUCUGUGCAUUGCAAGCUUAAUCCAACACUUAAGUAGGGGUGUAAGUGCUAAGUAAAAAUUAA